Etheostoma cragini (Arkansas darter) is the source of this 927-nucleotide messenger RNA. RefSeq names its product 2-oxoglutarate dehydrogenase, mitochondrial-like. Gene Ontology annotation, cellular component: mitochondrion; oxoglutarate dehydrogenase complex. Lineage: Eukaryota; Metazoa; Chordata; Actinopteri; Perciformes; Percidae. The transcript has 5 exons. Gene Ontology annotation, molecular function: oxoglutarate dehydrogenase (succinyl-transferring) activity; thiamine pyrophosphate binding. Gene Ontology annotation, biological process: tricarboxylic acid cycle. The record is from RefSeq and is a predicted model, not a curated record. Bases 283 to 912 code for a protein of 209 amino acids.
GUUACGUCACCCCCACACUGGCCUCGCUUCCAUGCUCCGCGCACCGAGCUGUCAUUUCACCGGGAGAGGCGAAGGGCAUCCGGGAUAGCGAACGAGAGGGGAGACACUGAAACUCGUUUCUCGAGUGGACUAACAGAACAGUGGACAGUGGAAGCAAGUCAUUUUAUCCCUCUCUGUCCUGGGACUUACCUCGGUGGAGUGAAUUUUUUUAUCCCGUCGUCGUUUUGAGGUUGAGGACGUCUGGCCCGUUGGCCUGACCACCACAUACAAUAAGGACUGCUGAUGCAUCGUUUAAGGACUUGUGCGGCGCGAUUGCGCCCGCUAACUGCCUCACAGGCAGCUCAGACUGUCGGCCCACAGCGGCCCACAACAGUCGCCUCCACUGGUGGCACAAGGACGUUUCAGCCAAUCAGGUGCUACACUGCACCUGUGGCCUCAGAGCCGUUCCUGAAUGGGACAAGCUCUAACUACGUGGAGGAGAUGUACUUUGCCUGGCUGGAGAACCCCAAAAGUGUUCACAAGUCAUGGGAUGUAUUUUUCAGGAACGCCAAUGCCGGUGCUCCUCCCGGUGCAGCCUACCAGUCUCCUUUGGCUCUGUCUGCAGUCCCUCAGCUCUCCUCUCUGGUCGGAGCUCAGCCCAACGUGGAGAAGCUGGUGGAGGAUCACCUGGCUGUCCAGUCCCUUAUCAGGGCCUACCAGAUUCGAGGGCACCAUGUGGCCCAGUUGGACCCCCUCGGCAUCAUGGACGCCGACCUGGACUCGUGUGUCCCCACUGACAUUAUCACCUCCUCCGACAAGCUGGACAUGGCUGUGUUCAAGGAGAGGCUGAGAAUCCUUACGGUAGGAGGUACGAGAAACCACAAGGCUUGUGCGUCUCUGCUCAGUGCUGUGAAGCCAGUGGUUCAUCUUUAGUGAAAUAUUUUUGUG